GAACACACCCACACCUCCAUUUGCUUGGCAGUACUGGGCUGCUGAACACCAGCGCACAGCAUCGUACCGGUACUGAGGAGCUCUGCCCAUGGGCUGGCGGCUGCUGCUGCUACUUCUGCUGCACGCAGUUUGGAAAGGUGCUCUGGGAAAAUCCCAUUCACUACACACCCGAGGAAUCAUUGAAUUGGCAGGCGCUAUAUCAUGUGGCACAGGACGGUCUCCCUUGGCAUAUAUUGGCUAUGGAUGUUACUGCGGACUGGGAGGACAAGGCUGGCCUAAAGAUAAAACAGACUGGUGCUGCCACAGGCAUGACUGCUGCUAUGACAAGGCAGAGAGAGAGGGCUGCAGUCCAAAGGCACAGCGCUACCAGUGGGUGUGCGAGCAGAAUGCUGUGCAGUGCGAUAACCUGACAGAUCAAUGUGAAAAAAUGGUGUGCCUGUGUGACCAAGAAGCAGCAAAGUGCUGGGGAACAGCCCCUUACAACCCACAGUUCAUCCUCUGGCCAGACUUUCUAUGUGGACAGACUCAUCCAACCUGCCAUUUCAAAUAUGAAGGGUCAAAAUAGUUUUUUAAGGAACUUUCUUCUAAUCCUCUGAAUCUGAACACACUGGAAUAAAAUUUUACCUCUUUUACCAAA
Molecule: messenger RNA, 637 nt
Organism: Gallus gallus (chicken)
Lineage: Eukaryota; Metazoa; Chordata; Aves; Galliformes; Phasianidae
Gene: PLA2G10L
Product: phospholipase A2 group X like
Exons: 4
Coding region: 89-565 (158 amino acids)
Biological process (GO): phospholipid metabolic process; lipid catabolic process; arachidonate secretion
Molecular function (GO): phospholipid binding; calcium ion binding
Source: RefSeq, a predicted model, not a curated record